Fusarium oxysporum Fo47 is the source of this 1920-nucleotide messenger RNA. RefSeq lists its product as uncharacterized. The transcript is spliced from 3 exons. Bases 1 to 1896 code for a protein of 631 amino acids. The record is from RefSeq and is a predicted model, not a curated record. Lineage: Eukaryota; Fungi; Ascomycota; Sordariomycetes; Hypocreales; Nectriaceae.
AUGGCGAUCCACAAGCUGACCCCCGUCCUCAUGACAGGGAGUCUAUUCCUGGGACUACUACUCGCCAUCGGCCAUCAUCUCUACUACCAUUAUCUAGACGGGAGGGUCAUCAAGAGCCAAAACCAACAGGAGUGGUUUCUCCGUGUCGGCACCGGUAUAGCGUUCCUCGCAAGAGCCCUGUUGUCAGCAGCUGUCGGGUUCGCAUACACGCAAAUACUAUGGCGAACUUUAAGAUCAAAAUCCGUCACUAUCGAGGGGGUCAACUCGCUUUUUGGCGUCUUGCAUAAUGCUUGGGACUUUACUACUUGGGAGCUCUGGACAAUUGCGCCGGCGCUUGCUGUAGUGGCCAUAAUAGCUUGGGCACUCCCAUUAAUUGCAGUUGUUACUCCAGCUACACUUACCGUCCAGGUAUCUGACCAUCCAAAUGUCACAGUUGUCGACGCUCCCAUUCCACUGCUCGACUACGAUAACAUGCUCAACUUUGCCCAAUUCACAGGGGUAGGUGGAGUUGGAUACUACGCUCCCUCGAGCUAUGUCUCACGGGUGCUCUUAUCAGUGGCAUCUCUCGGCUCUGUCCUGACUAUCCCAGCACCCUUUCCCAAUUCGUCAUAUUCCGUCGACUUUUACGGCCCUUCAAUUUCAUGCGGUACACCUCGCAAUACGUCCUUUGCAAAACUUCUGGCUGAAGCUGUUAAGAACGAGACAUGCUGCGGAGAUUCCGCCGGAUACGUAGGGUUUGUUCCAAGUAGUAACACAAUGAACAGCACUGAGGAGGGCUAUGCCUUGGCUGGUUUGCGGGGUGCAAUGAACUACUCUCUCAUCUCGACGGUAUCGUCUAUUGAUCAGACGGCCAACGCCACCAGUUCGGCUAAGCUCUAUGUUGUCGUGCCGGAUAAGCCCGCGUCCAGCAGUUAUAUCAUGGCAAACAAGUCGAUCGAGUGCUCUCUUUAUAAUUCAUCCUAUGCCGUCAACUUCACGUUUGACAACGGCCGGCAGAAUAUUACAUACAAGUCUAAGAGACUGAAGGGAGUGACAUCCAUCGAUGCCGGCCUCAACCAGGAUACAGGCUCCAGUCAGUUCAAUGCUGCUGUUGCUUAUAUCGCGCUCAUGGAUUCCCUGGGUAAACUGCUGCUUGGGAGUCUGGGAAUAUCGCACUACGGUGUUAUGCGUCCAACCCAGACACAGAUCAUGAGCUCUGUUCUCAUGGAUGCCAAAGAGAUGCAAGUUCUUGGUGGCGUAAAUACGGCGACAGACCGCUCAGAAGCACCAGAAUCUGUAAUUGGGAAUAUCUCUAUGGCUGAUGCAUUGGAGCAGCUGUUUACCAAUGCUACGAUAAGCCUCUUCAGUAACUCAAAGUUACUGCAAAACGAUACCACUGCAUCUCAUGGUAACAUCACCUACCUCACCACGCAAAUCGCCUUUUCUUAUGAGCCUCGCAACCUGUUCAUUGCAUAUGGGAUGGGCGUACUGGCUUCUGCGAUUAUUGUCAUCGUCGGACUGCUAUGCAUCAAGUCUGCAUCGGCAUCCUAUGCAACUACUUUCUCAACUAUUCUGCGGACUACAAGGAACCCCGAUAUCGACACUAUCGUCCCUGCAGCAGAAACAUCUGGCGCAGAGCCUUUGUCGAAACAUCUUGGAGAUACUCGUCUGGUAUUGCGAUGUCAGGGACGCAGGCUGGAAGGUAUAGACGAGGAUAUGGUGACUCUCUUUGCUGUAGACUCGAUACCGGAUAACAAGGAUAGGCAGAAAGACUCUGCAGGUGAUUCUUCUCGACAGGGGGAUAGAGGGUAUCAAUACUCGGAUGCAAGUAUUGAACUUUUGAGCAGUGUCGAGCAUUCCGCUACAGAUGCAAGGACUGGAAAUGGUGGUGGCCGGAUGUACCCUCGUGGAAACUGAGUAGCAAGAAUAACAAACCGGGGC